Molecule: messenger RNA, 2338 nt
Organism: Clupea harengus (Atlantic herring)
Lineage: Eukaryota; Metazoa; Chordata; Actinopteri; Clupeiformes; Clupeidae
Gene: gpr22a
Product: G protein-coupled receptor 22a
Exons: 2
Coding region: 626-1987 (453 amino acids)
Biological process (GO): G protein-coupled receptor signaling pathway; cellular response to hormone stimulus
Cellular component (GO): plasma membrane
Molecular function (GO): G protein-coupled receptor activity; peptide binding
Source: RefSeq, a predicted model, not a curated record
ACACGCAUGUGAGCGGCGGCUCUGAGGCAGCCUGCCGGCGCUGUCCCCGCUCGCUCCUUUAGGACACUUCUACAGAGACAAAAGGACAAUAGGCCAAAGUGCAUAAAGCACAAGAAAGGCUUUCAUGUCGUCGACCACGUGGAUGUUACAAUGCACAGACCCUCCCGCAGCUCUGGAGCAGGAGUAGCAGGGUAUCUGUGUGCAUCAGUCACCCUCUGACAGACCUCUGAAGGCCAAGGAAUACAGUGUGUUUGCAACAACAAAGGCCAGAUCAUAUCUUUGAGACCUUAACUACAAUCAAAGGGCUACUUUUUUUUUUUUCCUCACGAGGACCUGAUUUGUUUUGGACUCAUCUUUUCUUCUCUCAGUGCCGUCCUGUUACACUGAGGCUGGAUGGAGCAAGAGUCCUAGCAGCUCCUCGGGCCGGCUUGUGCUGCCUGACUAAAAGGGGUUGGUGCUGGUGGAUGAGCCCGACCUGCCAGGACUGCUGAGGCAGGAGUGGAUGGUGACAGCAGGGAGAAGCCGACACGAGCAUGGUGCACUCUUAUGACAUCCUGUCGGGACUACUCAGGAGCUGCUGCUGGCUCACGGGCUCCUGAGGAGGACUGAGGAGAGGGAGGGGAGAAUGCAUACCCCUCCUGUGCUGGAACUCCAAGCCACCAUGAGCGACAUCAACAACAACAAUAACAACGUGACCGUCCUCGACAGCGCCGACCCAUUGGACCAGGACAUGGAUGCAACCUUGCCCUACCCGGUCAGCUUCCAGGUGUCCCUGACCGGCUUCCUGAUGCUGGAGAUUGUGCUGGGCCUGAGCAGCAACCUCACAGUGCUGGUCCUCUACUGCAUGAAGUCCAACCUGGUCAGCUCGGUCAGCAACAUCGUCACCAUGAACCUGCAUGUGCUGGACGUGCUAGUGUGCGUGGCUUGUAUCCCGCUCACCAUCGCUGUAGUGCUGCUGCCGCCUCAGGACAACGCGGCACUCGUCUGCUGCUUCCACGAGGCCAGCGUGUCAUUCGCCAGCGUUGCCACGGCAGCCAACGUCUUGGCAAUCACCCUGGACAGAUAUGACAUCUCGGUGCGGCCGGCAAACCGUGUGCUGACAAUGGGUCGUGCCGUGGCACUGCUGGGCUCCAUCUGGGUGUUGUCCUUCCUCAGCUUCCUAGUGCCCUUCAUGGAGGUGGGCUUCUUUAUCCGGGGCAGGGACAUGGAGGGGAACCAGACCCUGGAGUACGAGGAGGAGGGCUUGUGGGCCAACCACUAUGACACAGACCUGGGUCUCUACUACCACUUGCUGGCCCAGAUCCCCAUCUUCUUCUUUACGGCGGUGGUCAUGCUGGUGACCUACUACAAGAUCCUGCAGGCGCUCAACAUUCGGAUCGGCACGCGCUUCCACACCGCCGCACCUAAGAAGAAAGUGCGUGGCAAGAGCACGAAGGCAGCCGUUUCCAUGACGACGUCAGGGACGGCGUCGGCAGCCCAGCCCGAGUCCACUGACGCCUCGCAGAGCAGCGCACCACCGCGGAACCCGCCGCUGGCCAUGCGCACCUCCGUGGCAGUCAUCAUCGCCCUGCGGCGCGCCGUCAAGCGGCACCGGGAGAGGCGGGAGCGGCAGCGGCGGGUCUUCCGCAUGUCGCUGCUCAUCAUCUCCACCUUCCUGCUCUGCUGGACGCCCCUCACCGUGCUCAAUGCCAUCAUCCUUAGCACCGGCCCCAGCGGCAUGGCGGCCCGACUGCGCUUGGGCUUCCUGGUCAUGGCCUACGGCACCACCAUCUUCCACCCGCUGCUCUAUGCCUUCACCAGGCAAAAGUUCCAGAAGGUGCUCAAGAGCAAGAUGAAGAAGAGGGUGGUGUCCGUGGUGGAGGCUGAGCCAACACCCAACAACGUGGUCAUCCAUAACUCCUGGAUCGACCCCAAACGGAACAAAAAGGUAACCUUCGAGGAGACUGAGGUCAGGCAAAAGUGUCUCUCGUCUGUGGACGUAGAGUGAACCAUCAGACUCACACUGAACUCAUGCUAAGGUCAAUGAUCCUUUAUCAGGUACCAAUGCGCUGAAAAAGGGAAACCUCAUAUCCAAAGCAGACAUGUAUUACCUGCACAGUUUCACAGCGUGGAGCAAAUAAUUUAAUACUAUUUAUUGUAAUGGUGACUAGAUGUCAAGGACAGUUCAAAGUGUGUACAGACUGCAUGUGUUUUUUUGUUAUAGUGGUGAAAUGAAAUUGUGUAAAUAUAGGAGUAAUGUAUAGCAGAGUACUUAUACAUCCAUGUACAGACAUAGAAAGAGAGGCCACGUGCUAUUUGUCCUGUUUAUAAUGAUUAAAACCUGAAACAGGUGGAAAUA